Molecule: messenger RNA, 941 nt
Organism: Telopea speciosissima
Lineage: Eukaryota; Viridiplantae; Streptophyta; Magnoliopsida; Proteales; Proteaceae
Exons: 5
Coding region: 66-782 (238 amino acids)
Source: RefSeq, a predicted model, not a curated record
CUUCCUUUCUUCUUCUUCUUCUGAGCUUCGCAUCCUGCCGAACAUCACUCACCGUCAUAAUCUUCAUGGAGAAUGAGCAACUGAACGGUGUUUCCUACCUCCCCACCCAAGAACAGGCUUGUAAUGGUGCGAAGGGAAUAGAGUAUGGAAUGUCGGGCUUGAGCUUGACGGUGUCCGACAAUCAUGGUCUUUGUGCGAUCUGCUUGGAGAAGAUAGCACUUCAGGAGACUGCUCUUGUAAAAGGUUGCGAGCAUGCUUACUGUGUGACGUGCAUCCUUAGGUGGGCAACAUACAAUCAGAACCCUUUGUGCCCACAAUGCAAGUGUCCAUUUGAGUUUCUCAAUGUUCACCGUUCUCUUGAUGGCAGAAUCCAUGACUAUAUGUUUGAGGAGAGUGUUUGCCUUCUUCUUAGAGCGACAUGGUUCAUGCCAUUGAAGGUAGAGGCUCAAGAAGAGGUUUAUGAUGAAUUGGAACAUAUUUAUCAAUACGAGGAGGAUGAGGAUGAAGAUAUAGAAGAAGUUUAUUAUACCAGUUCAAAUCUUCGGAUUGGUAACCGUAGGUGGGGAGACAAUGGCUUUGUUAGGGGAGGGAGGAAAGAAGCAAGGCCUGUCCAUCGAGAAUUCCAAGACAAUGAUGCUGGUCCAUCACGUGGUCCGAAGAAUAAAGAGGUAGCUAGGGAUUCAACUGGGCGUCGAGCAAAGAGGGCGCUUAAGCGUGAAGCUGCAGAUAAAGCAGCAGCUGCAAAGCAUCAAGAGCGCUUAAUAAGGUUGGGACGCAAGUGAUGCAAGCAAACUAACUAAUGUUUAAACAAUAUUUCAUUGUACAGGAUUUCCCUUAGAUUAGCUUUGUGAAAUAAUGACCAGAUAGAUAGUUUAGUACCUUGGUUUAAGUAGAAUCCACUUUCCUAAACUUUGAUGUAUUGUUGAAUUUAAGUUCCUGUA